Molecule: messenger RNA, 2227 nt
Organism: Myripristis murdjan (pinecone soldierfish)
Lineage: Eukaryota; Metazoa; Chordata; Actinopteri; Holocentriformes; Holocentridae
Product: hydroxycarboxylic acid receptor 3-like
Exons: 1
Coding region: 370-1362 (330 amino acids)
Biological process (GO): G protein-coupled receptor signaling pathway
Cellular component (GO): membrane
Molecular function (GO): G protein-coupled receptor activity
Source: RefSeq, a predicted model, not a curated record
GACCUGUGUCUGAGUCACUUGUGUGGCCACAAGUUAGUUGUUUUUCAGGGAUCCUUGCAUCCCACUUGAUACCCAUGAGUAAAAUUAUUCCUGGGCAUAAUAGUUUUAUAAUGAAGACACACUCCCUAGACAAAUGUAUCCUCAGUCCUCCGGGUCAAUUCCACAUCCCUAAAGAUAACACUUAGUGCACCAACACUCAGUCCACUUGUGUGUAAUGAUAUGAAUGUGUUUGCCCGUGAAUUGUUUGCAUGAGCGCAAACACUGACUCCCCCUCCUAUAGAGGUCAGCUGGUACAGCACAUCUGUUAACACUGUUAAGAGCAGCAGAGAUACACUUAGGUUCACCGAUGCUUCACUGCAGGUUCAAAAAAUGAACGUCUCUCAGUCACAUAACUGCUGUGCCUUCGACUCUCCCAUCCUGGACCAGGUUCUGCCUCCGAUCCUGGUGCUGGAGUUCAUAUUCGGUCUGACGGGGAACUUUGUGGCCCUGUGGAUGUUCAUCUUUCACAUGGAUGAGUGGAAGCCCAACUCUGUGUACCUGACUCAUCUGGCUGUCGCAGACUCCAUCGUACUCUUCUGCCUGCCUUUCAGAGCUGACUACUACAGGCGUGGAAAGGACUGGCUCUAUGGCGAUGUCCCGUGCCGGAUCCUGUUGUUUCUGCUGGCAGCAAACCGAGCAGCAGGGAUCUUCUUCCUCACUGCUGUGGCUGUUGAUCGUUACUUCAAGAUUGUCCACCCGCUUAACCGCAUCAACCGCAUGGGACUGGGCUACGCUCUGUGGGUCUCCCUCGGCCUGUGGGGCCUGAUCGUUCUGGCCACCGGAUACCUCCUCGCUGAUGACCAUUUCUUCUACCGUAACAACCGUACACAGUGCGAGAGUUUCAACAUCUGCAUGGGCUUCAGUCCCCUCUCCACCUGGCACAACACUUUCUAUGUCAUUCAGUUCUUCCUGCCCACUGCAAUUGUUGCCUUUUGCACGGUCAGAAUCACAUGGCAGCUGAGAGUCAGGACUGUGGACAAACAGGGGAAAAUCAAACGGGCAGUUAAGUUUAUUUUAGCCGUGGCUUUGAUCUUUAUUACUUGUUUCUUCCCCAGCACUGUCUCACGCGUCGCUGUGUGGAUCCUCAAGGCGUGGUACAACGAAUGCAAGCACUUCAGGGAGGCCAACUUGGCAUUCUACACCUCGGUGUGUUUCACAUAUUUCAACAGUGUCCUCAACCCUAUUGUGUACUACUUUUCUAGCCCAGUCUUUAGUGGUGCUUUCCAGAAAGUCUUAAACAAACUGUUGAGAAAGCAAGAUGAAAAGGAACAGGUUGCAUCAAAUGGGAACAGCGUUUCCACCAUUGAAACAAGAAGGACAUGAAGCCAGGUGUUGUCUUGGCCUGCCUACUACUCUCUACUCUGAUUAAUGAUCUGUCUCAAAUCUUAAUUCUACUUUGACUCAUGCACAGUGAAUAUGAGAGGCCUGGCUGUUGCAGGCAUCAUUUCUACAAAAUCAUAGUUUCUCAUCAAAGGUGGAAAAUCAUGGAAUGAAGGAUUAGCACCACACAGACAAAAAAAAAAAAAAAAAAAAAGAAAGAAAGAAAAAGAUGAGCAGUGAGUAAUUGUAAAUGAAAUUCUUAGUGUAUGGCAUAGUUUGUGAAAAAAAGAAAUUGUGAGUAUCACUUCAGAUAUGACCACUGUAAUAGAUUAUAUCUAAGUGUAUGAAUAUGCAUAUCUAUCUUACUUUUGCUCUCUGUGCAUAUAUAUAGAGAGAGAGAGAGAGAGAGAGAGAAUCCCUUUCUCCCUGCAAAUGCUGGUUAGUUUACAUAAUUUAAAUUAUUCACUUCAUGUACUAUCCACAGCAUAUAUCGAUAUCAGAGACUUAAUCUGUUGGUACAAGUGCAGUCACUGGCAGAGUGACUCCAGGCUUUGGCCGCAGCCACAGCGAGGCUCAGACAGUUGCCUUAAAGUGCUGUCGGAAAUAUGGCAAUUUUGAUUUAAACGGACAUGAACGCCAUAACAACGUUGUAAACAGUACUGGGAAAAUGUGAAUUGCUGUAAUAGGCGAGUUGCUGAGAUGCUAACUUAAAAGGCGGAGAGAAUGGCAGUUUUAUCAACACUUCAUGUAAGAGCAAUGUGGUUUAUUAUUCUGAAUUGUUUGUCAAUCUAGCUGUUGUUGAACAUUUCAGCAAUCACGCUUAGUUUGAACCGUGACUGUCAAACUGUUCCAGUGGUUAAUUAAACAU